AUGCUUAUAAUCUUAGGUCUUUUAGAGUCCCCAAUCUCGACUCAAGCUCAAUUACAAUUGGGUUUUUAUUCAAAGAGCUGUCCAAAAGCUGAAAAAAUUGUCCAAGACUUUGUUCACCAACACAUCCAUAACGCUCCAUUGCUGGCCGCAGCUUUCAUAAGAAUGCACUUCCAUGAUUGCUUUGUUAGAGGUUGUGACGCAUCUAUACUUCUGAACUCCACUUCCGGUAACCAAGCUGAAAAGGAUUCUCCUCCAAAUUUAACAGUUAGAGGCUUUGACUUCAUCGAACGAGUAAAGAGUUUACUUGAAGCUGAAUGCCCUGGCAUAGUCUCCUGUGCCGACAUUAUUGCAUUGGUUGCCAGAGACUAAAUAGUUACCACGGGAGGUCCAUAUUGGAGUGUUCCAACAGGGCGUAGAGAUGGGGUGAUAGCUAGAUUCUCAGAAGCUUUAUCAAACAUCCCACCUCCAUUUAGCAAUUUCACUACUCUACUAAGACUUUUUACCAACCAGGGACUUGAUUUAAAGGACUUAGUCUUGCUCUCUGGUGCUCACACUGUUGGCAUUUCCCACUGUUCAUCGUUUUCAAAUCGCCUUUACAAUUUCAAUGGGGUGGGUGAUCAGGAUCCGUCUCUAGACAGUGAGUAUGCUGCUAACCUCAAGGCAAAUAAAUGCAAGACUCCUAAUGAUAAUACCACCAAGGUUGAGAUGGACCCUGGAAGCCGUAAGACAUUUGAUCUCAGCUACUAUACUCUUCUCCUUAAGAGGCGGGGCCUUUUUGAAUCAGAUGCUGCUUUAACCACCAAUCCAACUUCUUUAGCUUUCAUCAAACAACUACUUCAGGGUUCACUUCAGAAUUUCUUUGCAGAAUUUGCUAUUUCAAUGAAGAAAAUGGGGCGAAUCAAUGUCAAGACUGGAUCAGAGGGUGAGAUUAGGAAGCAUUGUGCUGCGGUUAAUUAA
Messenger RNA from Durio zibethinus, 957 nucleotides. Lineage: Eukaryota; Viridiplantae; Streptophyta; Magnoliopsida; Malvales; Malvaceae. The record is from RefSeq and is a predicted model, not a curated record.